UUGUAAGGGAAGACCCAAAGCCGAUUGUGACGCCCAAACAUGCCCAACCUCAGAAUAUGCCCGAACUGUAUGCGUCAGGCACUUGAUUUUCCACUUUGAAACUGUCCACAGAGGGCGCAGCGGCAAUCAUGGCCCGACCGCAAAUCACGACGCAGGGGCACGAGCGCCCAAUCGCGCCGCGAAUUGCGCCUACUUACUGCGAUGACGUUGUUGCUUGACCAAGGUUGCACCCGCAUACCACCAGCACUCCAGCCUACGGCAAUAUAUUCGCAGCCGUGCGCCGUGCUUCUUCACUCAGACCCGACUCGACUAGCGCUGCUCUCAAGUAUUUCUUGCGUUGUGUCCUCAGUACAAAAGCAUCUCUCUGGGACGGAAAUCCGGCAACGCAACACCCCGCAGCACAGGGUCUUAAGUAGACAGGCAGGGCUGGCAUACCAGUUCAACUCCCAUCAGCACAGCCAUGUAUCGCUCUUCAACUGGUAACCUCGCAAGCUACGAGGACGAGCCUCCUCGCGGUGGCGGUCAACGGUGGGAUCGCGAUAGGUUCGAGCGCAUGAGGGGCGGCCGCGGUCCUCCUAGCCGCGACGACGAACACGAGCACAUCCGCUUUCAAGAGCACGACCGCUUUCCUGGAGGCCGCCGUGAUGUUGACAUUCAUGAAGACUACGACCGCCAUGGUCCACCCAGCAGGCAACCUACUCGCGUUGCAGAGAGGGAGCGUUUCUUCGAGGAUGAUCGUUUCGAGCGCCGUGCUCCUCCCCGCCGAAACGACAUCUUCGACGAGCGCACGCCUUCUGAAGUAGCGAACCAAGCACUUGCCCCUUAUCGUCGGAAGUCUGUCAUUGACGAGGACAUCAAUAUCGACAUCAAAACCCAGGUCUCCAGGCCGCGAAAGCCAGCACGUCCACAGUACAUCCGGAGACAGUCAUCUCUGGACACAUUUGAUCGCCGUCCCCUACCUCGCUAUGGAGAGGUCGAAAAAUUCGAAAGAAACGAGUAUCACGAGUACCGCCCACCUGCCAACGUGCCUAUUCCGCUGCCAAUUCGUGAACGUCGUAGGUCACCAGAACGACGACGAUUUAGGCAGUCUGACGAGGAUCUUGCUUACGGGGAUCUUGGCGGCAGAGGCAGGGAGCGGGAAGAGUACCGCGAGAUCGAGGUUUCAAGGAACAAGAGCAGAGUACGAAGAAGCAAAAGUAUCGCGGGUUCCAGGCGAAGUUCAUCGUCUGAGAGCGUCUCAGAGAUCCAACUUCCUCGCGCGACUUGGGGCAAGAGGGGCAAGACCAGACUGCCAAAGCGACUGGUGAAAAGACAGGCAAUUAUUGAGCUCGGCUAUCCUUUCGAGGAAGAGGACGACUUCAUCAUCAUCACUCGUGCUCUCGAGAAGGAGCACAUUGAUGAGUGCAUAAAGGUUAGCGAGAACUACAAAGAGGGUAUGACGAACAAGCCGUGUUUUGGACCGAUAUCUGAUAUUUUGACAGAGAAAAUGACAUACGUUUACGAAGAGCGAGUCGAGGAGUUGUCCGCACCACCUCCGCCACCGCCUCCGGAGUUUGUAGCAGCACCACCACCACCACCCUCUGUCUACGCAGCACCACCACCUCCUCCUCCUGGCUCGGUCUAUGCUGCACCACCUCCCCCUGCGUCUGUUUAUGCAGCGCCCCCGCCGCCACCACCAGGUUCUGUGUACGCAAUGCCACCACCACAUCGCGCACCAACAGUCUAUGAGCCAUCGGUACGAAGCUUAUCGCCGCCCAGACAUGAGCACGAGAAGUAUGUCGAGAUCGAACGUUCAGCGACCAUGCAUGGGCCAGCAACGGCAUUCUUACCGGAGGGCCGUCAACUGGUUCGCCAGAGGGAUCGAACGGAACGCGAUAUUCGAGACGAGAUUCGCUCGCUAGAGGAAGAACGCCAGCUGCUUAAAUAUGAACGUGGUGAAGAUUACGACGUGGUCUACGAACGCCGUGAGCCUCGUCGCGAGGUUGUUCGUGUUGACAGGGACAAAAAGGGUAGGUUAGCCCUUGUCCGCUCGGCCCAUUGAGAACGGCAAAUUGAUAUCCGGUAGGACGACGCGAUCGGCCGAACCCGAAGCUCGUUGCAGCUAUGAUGUCUACUCUCACUUGAGAGCGACACGAGUUGCAUACGUUUAGUAGACGUUAUCUGGUCCGGCUAGGCACCAAGAAGGGGUGUUUCCUUCUACGCAAUCACGGCAGGAUGUUUGAAGACAUGCUUUCAAUUUAUCGUUCAGGGGAUUUCUUUGAGGUGGUAUAAUCUGAACCGCUAGGGGUAUUACAAUGUGUACACAAGAUGUACGAUCAUGAAUAACGAAUGAUACGCAUAACACCCAACUGUACCACUUCAUAUCCUGAGAGUGACGGAUUUAAAGUGAUGAGCUAAA
This is a messenger RNA of Boeremia exigua, 2398 nucleotides long. RefSeq lists its product as uncharacterized. The record is from RefSeq and is a predicted model, not a curated record. Bases 461 to 2041 code for a protein of 526 amino acids. Lineage: Eukaryota; Fungi; Ascomycota; Dothideomycetes; Pleosporales; Didymellaceae. The transcript has 2 exons.